CUGUGUAUAAAUAUAUGUUGGAAAAUUGACAACGUCAAAAAAGCGAAAAACUUCGUCGACGUGUAUUCAUUUAUAUAUACUUUUCUGAAUUGAAAACAGCAAUAAAAUUCGGCCGAAAAUAACGAUAAAUUGCAUAUACAUACGAAGUGGAGGCGAAAAAAGAUUGUGAUUAAUUUCUCGGGGCAACAUAAAGAUCAAUAAAAUCGAAAACGCUCGGCAUUUUAAAACAUUCAAUUAUAAAAUGAUGUGUUGUGAAACAUUGACUGAUUCAUCUAUUGUCUAAGUUUGUUAUUCCAUUGCAAAAAAAAAAACACACACACACACACACAUAAGCAAAAUAAAGCGAAAAGGAAAUUGCCAACAUUGAAGAUCUUCAGUAGGAAAUCAUAAUGACAUUGUUAAGAAAUUUAGUAUUAAUUAUAGGAUUCACAAUUAUCUAUGGAGAUGAACACAAUCAUAUUUAUAAUCUAAAAGAAGAGGUGGUGCUAUGGAUGAAUACAGUGGGUCCGUAUGAUAAUCGGCAAGAAACGUAUGCAUAUUUUUCAUUGCCGUUCUGUCAAGGAACAAAACAGUCAAUUGGUCAUUAUCAUGAAACCCUUAGCGAAGCAUUGCAAGGUGUUGAAUUGGAACAUAGUGGCUAUGCAAUAGAUUUCAGAGAGGAUUCGCCAGCCACCGAAAUUUGUAUGACUGAAUUGGACGAGGAGAAAGUGAAGGCGUUUUCUUAUGCAGUCAAGAACAAUUACUGGUAUCAAAUGUACAUUGAUGAUUUACCAAUUUGGGGUCGGGUUGGCGAUCGUGGUGAAGAUAAAAAAUAUUACAUUUUCACACAUAAAAAAUUCGAAAUUGGCUACAAUGGAAAUCGCAUUGUCGAUGUUAAGCUCAGCACCGAAAAUAAACAACCACUUGUAUCGGGCAAUAAAAUUAAAUUCACAUAUGAAGUUAGCUUCUAUCCAAGUUCAAUUGAGUUCAAAGACCGUUUCAACAAAUACUUGGAUCCAACAUUCUUCCAACACAGAAUUCAUUGGUUUAGCAUAUUCAACAGUUUCAUGAUGGUGAUAUUUUUGGUUGGUUUAGUGUCAAUGAUUUUAAUGCGAACACUUCGCAAAGAUUAUCAACGUUAUAGCAAAGAUGAAGAAAUGGACGAUAUGGAACGGGAUUUGGGCGAUGAAUAUGGUUGGAAACAGGUGCACGGUGAUGUGUUUCGAUCACCAACACAUAAUAUGUUAUUUUCAUCCCUCAUUGGUACGGGUUAUCAAUUAACCACCGUUGUAUUUUCCGUGAUUAUUUUCGCCAUCAUUGGAGAAUUAUACACAGAACGUGGUUCGAUGUUAUCGACGACAAUUUUCGUGUAUGCAGCUACAUCACCGGUGAAUGGAUACUUUGGUGGUUCAUUAUACGCACGUCAAGGUGGUAAAGUGUGGAUUCGACAAAUGCUUGUAUCAACAUUUUUGGUGCCAACAUUUGUAUGCGGUACCGCAUUUUUCAUCAAUUUCAUUGCUAUCUAUUAUCAUGCAUCCAGAGCCAUACCAUUUGGUACAAUGGUUGCUGUAACAUGUAUUUGUUUGUUUGUCAUUUUACCGUUGAAUUUAAUUGGAACGGUUGUUGGACGAAAUCUAAAUGGUCAACCAGAUUUUCCGUGUCGCGUGAAUGCUGUGCCACGGCCCAUACCCGAAAAAAAAUGGUUUAUGGAACCAGCUGUCAUUAUACUACUCGGCGGUGUAUUGCCAUUCGGAUCAAUAUUCAUCGAAAUGUAUUUUGUGUUCACAUCAUUUUGGGCGUAUAAAAUUUACUACGUAUAUGGAUUUAUGUUGCUGGUAUUCUCAAUUUUGAUCGUAGUUACCGUUUGUGUAACAAUCGUUUGUACUUAUUUCCUGCUGAAUGCUGAAGAUUAUCGAUGGCAAUGGACGAGCUUCUUGUCAGCCGCAUCAACUGCAAUCUACGUUUACGUCUAUUCAUUUUACUAUUUCUUCUUCAAAACUAAAAUGUACGGCCUAUUCCAGACUGCAUUUUAUUUCGGUUAUAUGGCAUUAUUCAGUGGUGCGCUUGGAAUCAUCUGUGGCACCGUCGGUUACAUUGGAACUAGUUUCUUUGUACGUAAAAUUUACUCAAAUGUAAAAAUCGACUAAGCACAUCAAAGGUAGGCAGAUUGGGCGUGAAUGGUGGAAAUUAACGCGAUCUGUGGCAUCAAAUUUUCCCAUUACCCCUUUACAGAUUGAAGAAAAAUUUGAUCUGCCUGCCUAAAAAAAAUAGGACUCGACGACAAAACAAAAAUAAAAAAAAUAAAACAUACACACGAAAUUCUUUAUAGUCGCCAACAUCAUGUUUAUAUAUAUAUAUUUCUAACAAUUUCUCGUUUGUAACAUUUUCAUACAUUUUCUAUGUUGAUCAUACGUGAAUUUAAAUGCUGAUAUAGUUCCUUUUUUUUAAAAUGAAACAACAAACAAAAAAACGUAUAAAAAAUUGGAAAGCGCGAACAAACCUCAGGAAUGACCUGAAUAUUAUUUCAUCUUUUUUUUAUUGGAAUAUAUCGGCAACUCGUAAUAACUGUAUAUUGAAACAUAAAGCAGCGACUGAAUUAUUUUAUUUAACAA
This is a messenger RNA of Contarinia nasturtii (swede midge), 2591 nucleotides long. It is a transcript of the gene TM9SF3, whose product is annotated as transmembrane 9 superfamily member 3. The transcript has 6 exons. The record is from RefSeq and is a predicted model, not a curated record. Gene Ontology annotation, cellular component: membrane. Gene Ontology annotation, biological process: protein localization to membrane. Bases 390 to 2126 code for a protein of 578 amino acids. Lineage: Eukaryota; Metazoa; Arthropoda; Insecta; Diptera; Cecidomyiidae.